This is a messenger RNA of Danio aesculapii, 6375 nucleotides long. RefSeq names its product protein tyrosine kinase 7b (gene ptk7b). Gene Ontology annotation, cellular component: axon; plasma membrane; neuronal cell body. The annotation marks the transcript as partial. The record is from RefSeq and is a predicted model, not a curated record. Gene Ontology annotation, molecular function: axon guidance receptor activity; ATP binding; protein kinase activity. The transcript is spliced from 19 exons. Lineage: Eukaryota; Metazoa; Chordata; Actinopteri; Cypriniformes; Danionidae. Gene Ontology annotation, biological process: homophilic cell-cell adhesion; synapse organization; protein phosphorylation.
UCAGUGUUGAUCCUCCAGGCGGCGUCUCUUCAUUUCUCUAAAGAGCCCAGAUCUCAGGACGCUCUGCAUGGCCGCAGUGCCAUCCUGCGCUGUGAGCUGGGUGAGCCGGGGGUGGCGGUGCUGUAUUGGUGGACGCAGGACGGGCAGCGGGUGCAGGACUCCCAGCGCCGCUUUCAGGAUGGCAGCAACCUCAAGUUCACAGCGGUGGACCGACACGCGGACACGGGCAACUUCCAGUGUGUGGUGUCCAGCGGGGCAGAGAGCCUGACCUCCGCCAACGCCUCCUUCAACAUCAAGUGGCUGGAGCGGGGGCCGGUCACCAUGAAUGAGCCCACCUCAGAGGCGGAGCUAGAGGAGGCUGAGCGAAUCGUGCUGCAGUGCCACAUUGAUGGACACCCGCGGCCGAGCAGUAAGUGGUUUAGGGAUGGAGCUCCACUGGACAGGAAGGACCGGAUCCUGACGUUGGUGAACCUGAGCCUGGAGGAUUCUGGGAAAUAUUCCUGCUGCGCUCGAAACGCCGCCGGACAAGUGUGCAGUGACCACAACAUCACACUCAGUGUAGUGGAUAAGAGUGUUCCUCGUGUGCUGCUGGCUCCAGUAGAUCAGGUGGUUCUGCGUGAUGAAGACGCUGUGUUCCACUGUCAGUUCAGAGCAAAGCCGCCGCCGCUGCUGCUGUGGCUCCAUGAUGGAGAACCCGUCCACAACACGUCAGGGGUGGUGGUAUAUGAUAACGGCACCCUGCAGAUCUCUCAGGUGCAGCAGCAGCGCAGCACAGGUGUGUACAGGUGUGUGGCUCAGUAUGGAGAGGACAGACAGGUGUACAUGGAGGCCUCGCUCAGGAUGGCAGAGAUUGAGGAGAUGGGUGCGCGCAUGCACCGUGUGUUUCCCGCAGACAGUGUGCAGCAGGUGCGCUGUGAGCCGCCGCGAGGUCAGCCGGAGCCGCAGGUGUGGUGGGAGCGCGCAGGUGCUCGUGUGGCAUCAGAGGGUCGAGUCCACCAGCGGGACACAGAGCUGAUCUUCACACACACACACACCUCAGACUCCGGCCUGUACGUGUGUGUCGCUCACAACACUGCAGGACAGAAGCAGCAGGAGCUCCUCGUCACUGUGGCCACUUCUCCUGAGUGGAUUGUCCAGCCACAGGACACGUAUAUAGAGGAAGGUCAGCAGGGGUUCCUGCACUGUCAUGCAGAGGGCACACCUGAACCACAGGUCACCUGGUACCGCAGGGGGGUACCCAUCUUAGAAGAGGCGUCUGGCUAUAAGCUGUUCUCUAACGGGACUCUGAGGAUCAACAGUGCAGAGCUGAGUGAUGGAGUCCAGUACAGCUGCAGGAGUGAGACAGCAGGAGGAGCUCUCACUGCACAGGCCCGUGUGCAGAUACUGGAGCGGUUGAAGUUUGCACCGGUGCCGCAGGCGUCUCAGUGUCUGCAGCUGCACAGAGAGUGUCGGGUCAGCUGUGUGGCCAAGGGGAGAGAGCCGCUCACUGUACACUGGAGCAGAGCAGACGGCGCUGUCCUCCCUCCACACGUGUCUCAGGCAGAUGAUGGAGUCCUGCUCUUCAGCUCAGUGCGUCGCAGUGAUGGAGGAAACUACACCUGUGUGGCGUCCAGCAGCUCACAGGGACAGAUACGAGCACACGUGCACCUCACUGUAGCAGUGCAUGUGGAGUUCUCUGUGGAGCCGGAGCAGACCACCGUCUAUCAGGGACACACAGCUGUGCUGCACUGUCAGGCGUCUGGAGACCCACAGCCUCAGCUCCAGUGGAUGAUCAGAGACACACUGCUCACCGGCAGCAGCUCCAGCAGGUUCCAGCAGAUGGCCAAUGGUUCUCUGGUGAUCAGUGAUGUGAGCAGUGAGGACAGCGGCGUCUACACCUGCAUCGCUGGAAACACCUGCAGCAUCAGAGACGCGCCGGCGCAGCUGUUUGUUGUGGAGAAGCCGGCUCCGCGUGAUGAAGACGAGGAUAAGAGCCAGUUCAAGUUGUUCCAGACGGUGGCGCUGUCUGUGGCGGUGGCUGUGGCCUACAUGAUGGCGGUGCUGGGGCUCAUGUUCUACUGCAAACAGAGACGCAGGAGCAGACGCACACAGAAAACACACACCGCAGCGGACACCGAGACGGAGUGUCUGAACGGUGGUGCAGUUCCCCUGAAUGGCCACAGGGCGGCAGAGCUCCAGGAGGAAGUGGCUUUGACGGAUCUCAGACCCUCAGCAAACCCUGAGAAGGAGCAGAGCUGCAGUGACACACACCAGUUUCCCAGAGCGCACCUGCAGCACAUCACCACACUGGGUCGUGGCGUGUUCGGCGAGGUGUUUCUGGCUAAAGCGCGCGCUCUGCCGGCCUCAGAGGAGCAGACGCUGGUGCUGGUCAAGAGUCUGCAGAGCUCAGAGGUGUGUGUGCAGAGAGAGUUCAGCAGAGAGAUGCAGAUGUUCAGCAAACUCCAGCACACACACAUCGCCCGGCUGCUGGGAGUGUGCACGGAAACACAGCCGCUCUACAUGAUGCUGGAAUAUGAGGAUCUGGGAGAUCUCAAACAGUUCCUGCAGAUCCAGAGCAGCAGCAACACACACCCCAUCAGCACCAAAACUAAAAUCUCCAUCUGUGCCCAGGUGGCUGAUGGGAUGCAGCAUCUGUCACAGCAGGGUUUUGUGCAUGGAGAUCUGGCUGCGCGCAACUGCCUGAUCAGCGGACAGCGGCACGUCAAAGUGUCUGCACUCGGCCUCAGUCAAGACGUCUAUAAGAGUGAGUACUAUCAGCAGGGGCAGCUGUGGAUCCCGCUGCGCUGGCUGCCGCUGGAGUGUGUGCUGCACAGAGAGUUCUCCAGUAAGUCAGACGUGUGGGCCUUCGCUGUGCUGAUGUGGGAGGUGUUCAGUCUGGCAGAUCUGCCCUACACACACCUCAGUGAUGAGCAGGUGCUGGAAGGUCUGCGUGGUGGUGUGUUGCGUCUGCCUCCUCCAGCCGGGUGUCCCGCUCCGCUCUUCAGUCUGAUGCGCCGCUGCUGCUCCUCCAGUCCUAAAGAGCGGCCGGCGUUCAGCGAGAUCCUGCAGACGCUGACAGACACACACACACACCCUAAAGUCUAGAGGAGUGUGUGUGUGUGACGCUCAGGAUCAGGUUAAUCCGCCUUAAUAAAGACACACUCCAUCAGUGACCCGUUCAGCCUCAGGGAAGCAGAAACACACUGACCUCUGCAGCGUCGACAAUCCAGACCACGAGCAGCUGACCACGCCGGAGCUGUGUGUGUGUGUGUGUGUUUUCGGAGAGGAUGUCACAUGAAGCACAGCUCUGGUUAUCUUCAGUCACGUGGUUGAGAAACUGAUGAUUAGUUACUGACAGACAAAGCUAUAAUAUGAUUAACACAUGUGGACUAAUUAAUAAGUGUGUGCGUGCGUGCGUGCGUGUGUGUGUGCGCGUUUGAGAGUGUGUGAUCCUGCUGUUUCUCUGAGGUGCUCACAGGCUCUAUUAUUGUAAUAAUUAUGCAACGCCUCCGACUGCAGACCUUUCUGAAGCCAUGAUGAUGAUGAGGUGUGUGUGUGUGUACAGGUGUGUGUGUGUGUUGAUCAGCAGCUCUCAGUCUGUCCAGAUCCCACAGAUGUACUCAGAUCAGGACACAGAAUGAGGGCUCGUUCACACAGAAUGCGUCUUAGCUUUAAACAGGUGAGAUUCAGAGCUCAGCAUGGGUUUUAAGAAGCGUGAGUGUGUCCAGACACACACAGAGGAAAAGCAGCCCCGCCUCCAAGCUCUUGUGAUUGGUCCACUGCUUUGGAAGUGACAGUGCUGAGCAGCGCUGUAUUUAAAGUCAGUAUUAAACCCCAGUGUACUCUUCUUAUGUGGAUAUGUAUACAGUAGCGCUUGUUAUAAACGACGUGUGUCUACACUUCAUUAUGAGGGACAGAUUCAUUUGUCCUCAAACUGUAAUCAGAUACCCUAACCCCCCCCUCACACACACAUUCUUCAUUUCUGGUCACAUGGAAUUCCUUUAGGGCGGAGCUAUCAGUCAUGUAGGGGGGGCUAUCAGUCAUAUAGGGUGGAGCUAUCUGUUCUUUAGGGUGGAGAUAUCAGUUGUUAGGGAACUGCUAUCUGUCAUUUUGGGUGGGACUAUCAGUACUUUAGGGUGGAGCUAUCAGUUAUAUAGGGCGGAGCUAUCUGUUCUUUAGGGUCGAGCUAUUAGUUGUUAGGAAGCUGCUAUCUGUCAUUUUGGGUGGGACUAUCAGUACUUUAGGGUGGAGCUAUUAGUUAUAUGGGGCAAAGCUAUCAGUCAUAUAGGGCGGAGCUAUCUGUUUUUUAGGGAGGAGCUAUCAGUCAUAUAGGGCGGAGCUAUCUGUUUUUUAGGGUGGAGCUAUUAGGCAUGUAGGGCAGAGCUAUCUGUUAUUUAGGGUGCAGCUAUCAGUCAUAUAGGGCGGAGUUAUCUGUUAUUUAGAGUGGAGCUAUUAGUCCUAUAGGACGAAGGUAUCUGUUCUUUAGGGAGGAGCUAUCAGUCAUAUAGGGCGGAGCUAUCUGUUCUUUAGGGCAGAGCUAUCAGUUCUUUACAGUGGAGCUAUCAGUUCUUUAGGGUGGGGCUAUCUGUUCUUUAAGACAAAGCUAUCAGUUUAAGGCGGAGCUAUCUGUUUAUUAGGGUGAAGCUAUCAGUCAUAUUGGGCAGAGCUAUCAGUUCUUUAGGGUGGAGCUAUCAGUCAUUUAGGGUGGAGCUAUCUGUUAUUUAGGGUGGAGCUAUUAGCCAUAUAGGGUGGAGCUAUCUGUUCUUUAGGGUGGAGCUAUUAGUCAUAUAGGGUAGAGCUAUCUGUUCUUUAGGGUGGAGCUAUCAGUCAUUUAGGGCGGAGCUAGCUGUUCUUUAGGGAGGAGCUAUCAGUUAUAUAGGGCGGAGUUAUCUGUUCUUAAGGCGGAGAUAUCCGUUCAUUAGAGUGGAGCUUUCUGUUUUGUAGGGCGGCGCUAUCAGUCAUUUAAGGUGGACCUAUUUGUUCUUUAAGACGGAGCUAUCUGUUUAGGGUGGAGCUAUCUGUUUAGGGUGGAGCUAUCAAUCAUAGACGGCGGAGCCAUCUGUUCUUUAGGGCGGAGAUAUCAGUUAUUUAGAGCAGAAUUAUUUGUUUAGGGCGGAGCUAUCUGUUCUUUAGGGCGGAGCUAUAUGUUCUUUAGGGUGGAGCGAUCAGUUCUUUACUCACUCCAUCUUUCAAUCAUGCCCAUCUUCCAAUGACCCAAUCAGUUCUGAAAGGAUGAAAUCAUGCACCGCGAUACAUUUUAAAAAUAAUUCUCGGAGCAUUUCAAGUGGAUGUACAUCACCGGACAACGGACAAUCUUAACUUGUGUUUCACGGCCAUUUUAGGUUUCAAUCUCUUUUUUUUUUUAUUAAUGACAUGGCACCUAAACCCCUGCUGCUGAUGUGCGCAGCGCUUCAGAGGACGCGAGUGUAAUGCUCAUUCACUGUUCUCAGGUGUGUGUUUACAUUGAAAAACAAUAGUAGAGCUGUAUAUUAGAGCGGAAAGACCCCUUCUGUGUGAACAGACCCUUAUUCCCCUCCUGUCAAUUUGCUUUUGAAGAAUUUCCAAAUGACUGUUUUUCACAACACAUUUCUAAACAAAUUAUUUUCAAGACCUAAUUAAUAAUCCCUCAUUUCUGUUGUCUUUGCCAUGACAAUAGAUAUACUAGUUGUUUUGCAGGACACUAGUGUUUAGCUUAGUGUGAUUUUAUUAAUCAGAGAUGUUUAAUUGAAGACUUCAUUAUGCUAGCCUGUCCUGCACCGCUUCAGUGUGAAGUGAAUCUGCUUCAGUAUUCCAGUCGUUUUAAUAUAAACAGAAAUUCAGAGAUGAAGAAAGUGUGAGCAGAGCGUCUCCACCAUAUCACCUGCAGAUGUAAAGGCCACGGGUCCCUCAUGUUUCUGAGUGUGUGUCAGUGUUUAAGAAUCUGAUCAUGUUUACAGCCAUCUCAUGUCUGUGGUCUGGUUUAUACUCACGAUGAUGUGUUUCUCCUGCUGUUUAAAGCUCAGGAACGUAUGUUUGAUGGUGAUUCUGGAGGAUCUGGGACUGAUGAGAGCUGCAGAUCUGCUGUUUGAGGCAUUACUGAUGAAGCGUUUGCUCAUGAUUUAAUGAUUCUAGAAUGCAGUUCUCCUCAAAUGUUUCUCCUCCUCAGCUGAAAGUGCCUCCAGCAUGAAGGACUCCACUCACUCUUUGCUUUUUUACCGUGUGUUUUGUAAUGCAGGUGAGGAUUAUUGUUUUAAACACUGCUUUUAUACACUCUUUCAGAUGUGUUUUUAUUAUUGUUUAUUGGUGAUGUGUGUGUGUGUGUGUGUGUGUGUGAGUGUGUGUGAUGUUCAGUCCUCUGCUUUCUAAAGGUCACAGAUGUAAAGCUGCUCAUUAUUAAACACACUUCUGUUUUUAACA